Messenger RNA from Cataglyphis hispanica, 1298 nucleotides. Its product is annotated as mpv17-like protein. The record is from RefSeq and is a predicted model, not a curated record. Gene Ontology annotation, cellular component: cytoplasm; membrane. Bases 192 to 851 code for a protein of 219 amino acids. Lineage: Eukaryota; Metazoa; Arthropoda; Insecta; Hymenoptera; Formicidae. The transcript is spliced from 4 exons.
CAGUCAUCAUCGGCGUCGCGUCACAGCAAGACACACGCGCUCCAGAUGCACCGAUCCGUAUCGCGGCGACACGCACACCGACACACACAACGCUGCGAUCUGUCAAAGUUGCAGCGAGCGCGUUCACCAACGAGCGUUGUAACUUUUAUUAUUGUUAUUAGUGCUACUCGUUCGGUUCUUUGUUCUCGGUAAUGCUACCUGAAAGGAACAACAUAUCGAAAAUGCGCAUAAUAUUUGUAAAAUUUCGCGAGAUCUCGCAGAAAUACCCGAUCGUUCGAGGCAUGGCAUCUUAUUCGGUUAUAUGGCCAACCGCGAACCUGUUGCAACAGAAAAUAAUGGGCAAAGAGGAAUUUAAUUUCGCGGAAGUUAUGCGAUUUAGUUUGUACGGUAGCCUUUAUGUAGCACCUACAUUGUACUGCUGGUUAAAAUGCGCGUCUUAUCUUUGGCCGAGAGCAGAUUUAAAGUCUGCGAUCACUAAGGCUUUGGUUGAGCAAGUUACGUAUACUCCUGCAGCUAUGUGUUCCUUCUUCUUUGGCAUGAGUUUUCUUGAAUUAAAGCCAGUUUCGGAAUGUAUUGAGGAAGUCAAAAUUAAAUUCUGGCCAACAUACAAGGUUGCCAUUUGCGUAUGGCCAAUUCUGCAAACUAUCAAUUUUACCCUGAUCCCAGAGCGGAAUCGCGUUGUGUACGUCAGUGUAUGCAGUUUGAUUUGGACUUGUUUCCUUGCAUAUAUGAAGUCUGUUGAAGCCAAGCGAAAGCAAAAGGAACUAGACAUUAAUCCUAAGAUUAUGUUAGAGAAUAAAGUGCAACCUAACGACAGAUCCAGCCAUUUACAGAUUCCUCUACUACGAUGAAAGUUUUAGGAUAUUUGACAUGCUAUUAGACUAAUUUGUACAUAAUUUUGAGAGAACUUAUAUAUAUCUAAUUGAGGAAGUCAUAUACAUAUUUAUAUUUUAUUACUAUAUGACGCUGUAUUUGUGAUAUUCACAGUCCAAAAUAAUAUCUACUUUUGUAGUAAGUCUUGCUGUAUAAUGGCUAUGUUCCAAAAUUUAUUGCCGAUAUUGGAAAUCGAUAGUUUGUAAACAUAAUGUAUAUUAUAGAUUUCCAGUACUGACAGUGAAUUUUGGGACAUGGUAAAUAAUACAUUUCAGUGAUAUUAAAAUAAAAUAGCGAAAGUAUAUAUAAAUUCUUAGAAAUUAUAAAAAUAUAAUGUGAUUGGCAAUAUGGAAGACAUUUGACAAUAUGGAACACAAAUUGUUGAUAAUAUAAAAUAAUGUAAAGAAUAAAAUUAAAUGAAAUUA